Messenger RNA from Nematolebias whitei (Rio pearlfish), 1029 nucleotides. RefSeq names its product zinc finger MYM-type protein 1-like. The coding region runs from base 16 to 1029 and encodes 337 amino acids. The record is from RefSeq and is a predicted model, not a curated record. NCBI's taxonomy places the organism in Eukaryota, Metazoa, Chordata, Actinopteri, Cyprinodontiformes, Rivulidae. The transcript is spliced from 3 exons.
CCAAAAGUUCCACGGAUGGAAUUUGAGAAGGAUGCAUUUUUGGAAGCAGAGUCCGACCAACAAAGAAAUAUUAAUCUGGAUGAAGAAGAUAAACUGUGCAGUUAUCCUUCCACUGCUGCUGAGAAUGCUAACAGUGUUAGCACUGGACAGCUAGAAGAUCUAAGCAGAAGUCCUCAAGAUGGACCAAGACGACCACAAACGAGUGGAUCAAAACUCCCCAACAUGCUCGACAAAGGACAUUCUGCAUUGGUUCAGGAGAACCGGAGGUACAUGAUGGGUGUUGUAGAAAGUUUGCGCUACACAGCUUGUCAGGGAAUCGCACAGCGCAGUCACAGUGAGAAACAGGAUUCAGCUAACAAAGGUAAUUUUCGUGAGAUGCUUGAUGUGAUUGGAAAAUUUGAUCCCAAUGUCCAAAAAAAGCUGACAAUUAAUCCAUCUAAUGCUAAGUAUGUUCAUCAUGACAUACAGAACGAAAUAUUUAAUGUUAUGGCUGAAAUGAUAAGAAAACAAAUCAGCAAUGAAGUGAAAGAAGCUCAACACUUUGCUAUUUUGGUGGAUGAAAGUAAAGAUAUCAGCAAAAAAGAACAAAUAUCUGUUAUUGUUCGUUAUUUGCAGCCAGAUUCAGAGAAGGUGGUGGAAGAAUUUUUGCAUUUCACCCCAGCAGAAGGAUUAGAUGCAGACUCACUUUUUGACUGUAUCAAAAUGACCCUCAGUCGUUGUAAUAUUGAUAUAAAUUGCUGUGUCGGACAGUGCUAUGACGGUGCUGCUGUUAUGUCCGGGUGCAACAAUGGAGUUCAAGAAAAGUUGAGAAAAGAGGUGCCGCAAGCUGUGUACAUUCACUGCCAUGCUCACAGGCUGAAUCUUGUGUUAGUAGACUGUAACUACCUAAGAAACAGCAGCGGAGACAGUCGAACAAGUGACCUGGCACUUCUUGCUAUCAAUCCUUUAAGAACCAGGACCCUGGACAGUGACAGGAUUAUUGAUGCUUUUGCCCUCAACCACAAUAACAGGCGGAUUGUCCUGUUAUGA